Messenger RNA from Drosophila grimshawi, 3914 nucleotides. RefSeq names its product leucine-rich PPR motif-containing protein, mitochondrial (gene Lrpprc2). NCBI's taxonomy places the organism in Eukaryota, Metazoa, Arthropoda, Insecta, Diptera, Drosophilidae. Gene Ontology annotation, molecular function: protein binding. The record is from RefSeq and is a predicted model, not a curated record. The transcript is spliced from 2 exons. The coding region runs from base 91 to 3330 and encodes 1079 amino acids.
CGAUGUUUCAGCAAGAUCUAGUUUAGCCGGCUCGCGUGUUGAGUCGUGUUACGUUUGAUUGUUUCCAAUAUUGGCGCAUUGGCAGUUGCCAUGUUGCGCACGCAUCUGUUGAAGAAUGUGUGCUUACGUUAUGUUGCCUCACUGCGAAGCGGUGGACUUGCAGCUGCGACGACAGCAGCCACAACGCCAGCGACACAUGGGUGCCGGCAGCGUUAUGCAAUGCCAGCAAGCAGGACAACAUUUCCAGCUGGUAGCCUUAGCUACUCAACGGUUGGAGCCGUAGGCGAAUUAAAAGGAUCUGGAGAAAGGACCACACGGAAGAAACGCACUCGCAAAGCGAGCGAAGGCGUCGUGGCAAACGUUGAGGACCUGUGGAUACAGCUGGAGCAGCACUAUCAGCAGCAUGGUAUCCUCCGUCACGAGCACUGUGAACGCCUGCUGCAGCAGCUGGAGGCGAACCAAAAGCAGUCACUUGGCGCCGAUCAGCUGCAUUUUUUGCUUGGCGCCUGUGUGCCGGAAUUGUUGCCCGUGCCGAGCAGUAGCGAACGUUUGGCGCUGUUUCGGCGCCUGUGGGCCCAACUGCUGCGAGUGGAGCAGCCAACGUUAUCGCACUACCACACGCAGCUUCAGAUGCUGCAGCAGAACCAGCUACCGUUGCCUGAUCAUCGCACGCUGCUCGCCGAAAUUGCCAUCUAUAAUGGAGCGCCGGAUGCGGCGCUCUACAGCGCACUGCUGGACGUGGCCGGCGCCACUGGUAACAUGCGUCAGGCCACCGAACUGCUUAAUGAGAUGCGCCAGUGCAAUUUUCCGCUCACCGAAAGCAAUUUCCAUGCAUUGCUGCUGGGUCAUGCACGGAGCGGAGACCUGCCCGGCGCCGAUUCAGUGCUGAGCAGUAUGCGGGCCGCUGGCAUAACGCCCAAUCCCACCACCCAAUCGCUUUGCUUUGUGGCCUACAUCGAAAAUGGUGAGCUGGACAAAGGACGCGAAUUGUUGCGCCAACAUGCCGGCAGUUUCCAUGCACCGCAGCUGCUGCAAAUGCUGCGAGCCGUCUUGAGUAGCCAGGUCCAGGAUGUCCAGCUGAUGCAGCAAUUGGUUAGUGAGCUGCCGGCAGAAUAUGUGCAUGGUGGCGAUGUACCGCCGGCCAUAAACAGUAUAUGCAUCCAGCUGCUGCACCGUGACCAGGCGCAACUGGUCAUACAGCUGAUUGGAAUGCUACCGGCGCCAAGUUACAAUGAGAACCAGAACAUUGAUGGAUAUGCGUCGCUGCUGCUGCUGGAAUUGUUUCGGGCCCGAACACCCCUCCAGCAGAUGCUGCAGUUUGCCACCCAGCUGCGUGAACGUGGCCAAAAUAGACGAGCGCUGGAGCUGCUGACUGAGUUGGCGCUGCGUCGUCAGCCAUCGUUGGCUUUGGCCUGCUUGGAGGCGUUGCGUGAAGCCGGCGAGCCACUGCGUCCCCAUUACUUCUGGCCACUGUUGCUGGAGCAGCACAAGCGCGACGGCGAGAACGGAAUGUUGCGUCUGCUGGCCGAGAUGCAGCGACUGGGCGUUGAAUGCGAUGAGUCAACGCUGUGCGUCUAUGUGCUGCCCAAUCUGUGGCAGACGCUGCAGCAGCCGCUGCAGGCACUGCAAAAACUCGACACGAUUGGCAUACGCGCUUCCCAGUCGCUAAUCUAUGUGCUUGGCCAGCUGCUGCAGCAGCAGCAAAUGCAGGCAGCUCUCGAUCUUCUCGAGCGCUAUCCGACCCGUCUGCAGCUGGUGCAGCUUCUGCAACCCUUGGCCGCGCUCGCCGUUAAUGUGCGUGCCAACAAGCGUUAUGAGAUAUUUGCCAAGCUGACGCAGGCGCUGCAGCAGCGAUCGCUACAACGACAGGAGGAUUUCGUAGGCGCCCUGCUGCUGCAGAUGUGUGCGCCACAGACACGUCUGCGUAUGGAGCCGGCGGCACUGUUGCGCUUCCUACACGAACUGCAACGCCUGCAACUGCAGCUGUCUCCAGCUGCUGCCGAGACGCUGCUCAGCAUAGUUAACAGCAGCAGCGAUGCCGUCAUCCGCCAAUCGAUCGGAAGCACGCUGCAAAAGAUGCGCAAUACGGAGCUCACGCUGCCACCAGCAAUGGACAAUAGUUUGGCAAGUGGUGGCUUCAUCAAGCAUCCGCGUGACAUGUCGCUGGAUGAGCUUGAGUGCCAUCUCAUCGAACUGGAGGCCAAGCAGCUGAACACACGCGGCGUCCUCCGGCGUCUGCUUCAACUUAGCGUGCGCGACAAUCGCCUUGAGCGCGCACUCGAAUUGCUAGCGAAAUGUGAGUCGCUACACGUCCAGACUAGUCCGGGUAUGCUGGCCUCCAUCUUUGAGCUGCACAUCAAGCGGAAAGAUCUGCGCCGGGCAAAUCAAACUCUGCAGCGCAUACAGCAAACCUAUCCGGGUUUCCAGUUGGAUGAGCAUAAGCUGAUUGACUACGCUUCUCUGCUGGUGCAUGAGAAUCAGCUGGAUGCGGCCAAGGAGCUAUUGCAGCAGCGCGCCCUGCAGCAGCGAGUCAACGGCGGCGACUAUGUGAUCAAGAACGUGUGGCAGCUGCUCAACAAUGUGGCCCAACUGGCUGUAAGGGCAAAUCUGAAUACCGAGACAAGUCUCAGCUUGGAAACUUUCGAAUUCUUGAGGAAACUUGGCUACUGUCAGGCGCACAAUGCGCUCCUGGGUCCGGUGGUGCGCGAGUGGCUGCUCCGCGGCAAUUUGGAUGAAGCCGUGUCCGAGUUUCAGCGAUUGGCUACGCGAUUCAAGCAUACACCUCUGCAGUUUGAGAUGCUGUCGCUGCUUGUGAAGUUGAGCAAUGGUGAUGAGACGGAACUGGCCCGCUUUCCGGGCACAACAAUCAAGUCGGCGCAACAGCAUCUGGGCUCGGUUACGGCGACUGUGAGUCGAGUCCAUGGUGAUGCCAACAUGAACAGCGCCCUGCUGCUGGCGCUAGCCGAAUCCGGCACUGAAACCCAGCUGCGUCGGCUCAUUAUCAAUCCAGAGUUUCGACUCAACCACGAACUGCUGCUCAAAAACUGCGAACAUCUCGGCCAGGAGGGCGCCAUACGUACACUGAUCCGCUUGGCGCGGGGCGUUCGCGGUUUGCAGCGCACCAUCGAUGAGCAACGGAUCUAUGAUAUGCUGCUGGCUCAGUUCGCCAAGAACAACAACUACGAGGGUGCCAUCGAUCUCUACGAGCGCCUGCAAGCCGACGACGAGCUCAAGGUCUCACUGGACUUCGUGCGCAAUCUGGUGAAGCUGCUGCAGCUAAACAACAUCGAGAUUCCCAGCAGUAUAGCUAUGCGUGCUCAGAUUAGAUAAGAUCCCACAUGUUAUUGUUUUUUUUUUUUUUUUUUUUAAUUAUAGAAUGCAAUAUACACAUUAAAUAUUUACUAAAAAAUGAAAUUGGCCAGCUGUCAAGAGCAAUCAAUCGGAUAUUGAGCUCUUGUACGAACAUCCUUUUGGUUUUCAAAGAUAUAUAAUUUUAAAAAUAAAAUAAUGUUAUUGCAAGGAUGAUAUUUGCGAAGACGAUAAAACCUGUUUAGCUCUUCUUGCUUAGCUGGGUGAUGCAGUUUUCCAGAUCAUGUGAAGACGAACAUCCGAUCCCCGGAAUUUGACAACCUAAUAUUGUAAUAAUGUAAUAUUGUAAUAUGUAAUAAUGUAAUAUUACAUAGCAUUUUGGAAAGUAUUCAAAGUGAAAUUCGUUAGCAAAAUCGACAGAGCUUUGCAAUUGUUUUACAUUUCAAAUUUGUUUUUAUAUUAAACUAAUCGUGCUUACUUCAGUGAAUUUCGAACACAACAUGGAAUCCCAGGGUAAGGACCCCAGCAUGCAUAUAUAUCUGUAAAGAAAACUCUUGCGCUUGCUGAUUGUAUGAUACGCAAAUUAAAAAAACGUUUUGGGCUAU